AUGGAAUGCUCCAAGCAGCUGGGCCACGCUGUAGCACCUGUCCCUUGUACGGAGGUUUAUGCAGUAAAAACAACUUUGACCAGAGCUCCAUCAGGCAUUGAUCAGCAUAAGCUUGGGUUUGGUGACUACAGUUGCCUCUCCAUCUCCUGUACUUCCUGCACUGCUACUUUUAGCGCUCUUCCUACACCCCCGCUGACCUUUGAAUGGAUCUGUAUUUCCGCAUUCACCUGGAACCGGCCGCUAGGCUCCUCUCUGUCCAUGUCCCAAAUGGAGAGCAGGGACUCUGAGCCCGCACAGCCGGCCCCAGCCUGCCCGAGCUGCUGCCGGGGGGAGGAAGGGGAGGCGAGCCGGUCCCCAUGCACCUGCCGGCGGCCUGACAGCCAGCUCCCCACCUCCCCGGCGCCUGACUGCGGGGAGUGCCCUGUGCACCGCGGUCAGCCCGGCUGGUACUGCCUGACUGAGGACAGGGCAGUGUGUGCUGGCUGUGCCAUCCCGGGACCCUGCAGUAACCACCUGGGAGCCAGCAUCGUGGAGGCGGCGGACCGCAUGCGGAAUAAACUGGUUGAUGACUGUGAGAAAUUACAGCUGAGAUUAGCUGCAGUGGAGAGAUUCACGGAUGGGACUCUGAACAUCAAAAACAGCAACGUUAAGACUGAUGCCAGCAGUGCCAGGGAACUGGUCAUCCAACGUCUCAACUUUAUACGUGAGAUGUGUGACAAUGAGGAGCAGAGACUGCUGGAGGUGAUCCAUGAUGAGGAAGAGCGAGUCCAGCAGAGCAUCUUGACCCAGAAUACCUAUUGGAUGGAGUCCCAGCAAAAACUAGCUGACAUUAAAAACUACCUGGUAGACAUACUGACAAAGAUGGACGAUACCGUCCUGGUGAAACACCAGAAAGAAAUAUUCGAAAGGGCAGAGGAAGCAGAGGGAAUUCUUGAGCCUGAAGACUCUAAUAAGCUGAACUUCAACCUUGCCUGCGUUCACAGUCAUCUCCUCAGUAACCUGUGGGCAUCUGCAACAAUGAUCUGUAUUCCAGUUGCUGAAGACUUGCACAUUGAUGAGAAAACGUUGCACUCAUCUCUGACACUGUCUGAGAAUAAAAAGGGACUGACCUUUGUCAGGAAGAAAGUCCAUUCGUACUCAGACUGUCCUGAGCGCUUUGAGCACUGGCCAAACGCCCUGGGCCUGGAGUCUUUCCGGAGCGGUCUUCAUACCUGGAGAGUGGACGUGGGGAAUAGCUGUGCCUACAAAGUGGGCCUGGCUUACAGCUGCCUUCCACGCAAGGGGACUGGCCACGAGUCCCGGCUCGGAUAUAACUCAUCCUCCUGGGUCUUCUCCCGCUACGAUGAAGAGUACACGGUCGCCCAUGAUGGCCAGCGGAAGACCCUGGAUCUGCUGAGGCGCCCAAAGUUGAUUGGUGUACUGGUGGACUAUGAUGGAGGUGAAAUCCUAUUCUACGAUGCUGACGCCUGUGCUAUAAUCCAUAGCUACCGAACAAAACUCACUUCUCCUGUACAUGCUGCAUUUGCAGUGGCAGACAACAGUAUCACGAUAGUCCAAUAGUGGGCUUGAUGGGAACACUGGAAAUCUCCAGGUCUGCACCUAGCAUUUUCCUCCAGUUCUCUCAUUCUUUUCUGGGGAGAUGGUGAUGGUUACUUGACUAUUAAUCCAAAACCCAGGUUAAUGGUGUGGGUCAUAGGUUCAAAUCCCACCAUGGCAGGUGGUGAUUUUGGAAUUAAUUCAAUAACUGUGAAUUAAGAGAAAGGUCUAAACUGAAAUAGGGAACUGUCAAUAGUUGUAAAAAAUGAUCUGGUUCAUUAAUAUCAUUUAAGGAGGAAAAUCUACCAUCCUCACCUUCAUAUUCCAUACAAAACUAGGCAGAGGCUCCAGUCUAAUUGAAAAUACAGCACAGAAACAGACAUUUGGCCCAACUCAUCCAAUCCAAUCAGGUUUCCUAAACUGAGCUAGACCCAUUUGCCUGCACUUCACCCA
Messenger RNA from Rhincodon typus (whale shark), 1989 nucleotides. RefSeq names its product B-box and SPRY domain containing (gene bspry). Gene Ontology annotation, molecular function: protein binding. The record is from RefSeq and is a predicted model, not a curated record. Lineage: Eukaryota; Metazoa; Chordata; Chondrichthyes; Orectolobiformes; Rhincodontidae.